Atta colombica is the source of this 486-nucleotide messenger RNA. RefSeq lists its product as uncharacterized. The coding region runs from base 1 to 306 and encodes 101 amino acids. The transcript is spliced from 4 exons. Lineage: Eukaryota; Metazoa; Arthropoda; Insecta; Hymenoptera; Formicidae. The record is from RefSeq and is a predicted model, not a curated record.
AUGCUCCGACUUCUUUUCUUCGUGUUGUUAAUAUUCUCGGCCGUUUCGACUGAGUCAUGUAUCAGUCAGGAUACGAAGGAUCCGGACAUUCGGAUGAUCGAAUUGGAAGAUUCCAGCAAAGACUCCAGCGAAUCAGAAAUCGUUGCUAUACACUUCCCAGAUAGACGAAGAAGGGAAAUCGAAGUCAAAAAAGAGAAAAAAAGCAGCAACUUAUGCAAAAACGAUGAUGAUUGUAAUUCAGGAUUAAACUGUUUAGCACUGACUUGCGUAAAAGAGCGGAUAAAUCCUCAGAAAACAGCCAAUUAAAACAAUGUAAAUAAGGAAAGGAAGCAAUAAGGAAAUGAUGGUGACGUAACGACAAUUUGGCAAUUUCAUAUAUUAUAACAGUAUACCGAUGAAAUUUUUUGUGGAGUAAUCUUGUUGCCCUCGCCGAACAAUAAGUGUGUUUGCUUCAAUCCAAUGAUCGAUUUGCCAUUAUCAUCAAUA